Messenger RNA from Triticum urartu, 1559 nucleotides. RefSeq names its product pentatricopeptide repeat 336 (gene PPR336). Lineage: Eukaryota; Viridiplantae; Streptophyta; Magnoliopsida; Poales; Poaceae. Gene Ontology annotation, molecular function: protein binding. The record is from RefSeq and is a predicted model, not a curated record.
CUUACAAGCGAACUGAAAGAAAGCUUUCUCGUUCUCAGUCAGAGUGUCGAUCGUUCCCACUCGUAAACCCUAAACCCAGCCGCCGCCAUGGCCGCCGCCGUCCGCCUCUUCCUGCGCCGCCGCCUCGCCACGGCCACCGCCACGCCUCCGACCCCGGCCUCCAUCCUCAACCCUUCCUCCCCGACCACCCCGCUCACCUCGCGGCAGAAGACCCGCCUCGCCAUCUCCCUCCUCAAGUCCUCCCCGCCGCCGCCCCCCGACCAGAUCCUCUCCAUCUGCCGCGCCGCCGCACUCUCCCCGAAGACCCACCUCGACCGUGUUGCUCUCUCCCUCGCCACCUCGAGGCUCUCCACCGCCCCGGACUCCCUCCGAGACCUCACGUCCUCUCUUCUCAUCCCCCACCACGCCCACCACGCCAUCGUGCUCUUUGGCCAGGCCGGCCUCCUCCCCGACGCCAUCUCCACCUUCCAGUCAUCCCCCUCCACCCGCUCCCUCAACGCCCUCCUCUUCGCCUGCAUCGUCGCCGGCAACCACACCGAGGCCGCUCGCAUCUUCCAGACCUUCCCGGACGCCCACCGCGUCAAGCCCAACGCCGAGACAUUCAACUCCAUUAUAAAAUCCUUCUCCGAGUCCGGCACCACAAGGUCCUUCUACUCGGUGUUCGAUGAAAUGUGCAAGCAGGGCGUGAAGCCCACUGCCACCACAUUUACUGCCGCGAUUGCUGGGUUUUACAAGGAGGAGCGCUUUGAUGAUGUAGAGAAGGUGAUUAAGCUCAUGAAGAAGCACAGUUGUGGCGAGUCACUGCAAGUGUACAAUGCAAGGGUCCAGGGGCUGUGCAAGCUUGGCCGGAAUGGUGAUGCCAAGGCAUUACUGAGUGAGAUGGCCAAGAAAGGGACGAAGCCAAACUGGGUUACUUAUAACCAUUUGAUUUAUGGAUUCUGUAAGGAAGGGGAUUUGGAGGAAGCGAAGCGGCUGUACAAGGAGAUGGGAAAGAAGGGGCUUGUUGGGGAUAGUGGCUUCUAUUUUACUGUCAUUUUUCACCUUUGCAAGGCUGGCGAUUUUGAUACUGCCCUUGGUGUAUACAAUGAGAUAAUACCUAGGAACUGGGUACCCUGCUUCUCGACCAUGAAGAUGCUUGUGAAUGGGCUUGCUGGGAGCUCGCGAAUCGAUGAGGCAAAGGGGAUCAUUGAGAAGAUGAAGGAGAAAUUCCCGGACAGGGAUGAAGGGUGGAAAGAGGUAGAGGCGGCAUUGCCUCAAUAGAAUCACCACUCACAGAUGAAGACUGCGCUGGUCAGUGAUUCAAAUUGAAGUUUGUCGCUGAACGUCCCUUCUCAAAGUGUUUGUUCUUGCGUGCCGAAAAUGUGGUUAGCAGUUGGGAACUGCAAUUACAUUUGAUGGACUGUUCUAAGCACAUGGAGCUUUGUUUAAGAUGUAAUUUUUCUAUUAGAAUAUGCUAGUCCCAGUUGCUGUUAUAAAAUAUCUCCCGUCAAAGAAUUGUUGAGGCGGUUGUCAAAACCAUGACCUUUGAGGUAAGGCACCUGUUCGAUACUUUCUGGAUA